GGUAAAACAACACUUUUCCCCUUGCGUGUUCUUUGCGCGUCGAACGUUAGAUGACUGAUGAUACAUUCGAAUAUCGUGUUAAAAAAAGUCACAUUUGAUCUUCGAUGAUCGGAGGUAGGAGGCAAGGAAAGGAGGGAUAGUUAACCGAGUUCACUUUUAUCUCGGUGUACAGACGUGGAGAUAAUCGGACGAGGGUGUGAAGCUCCACGAUGCGCGUAAAUCGCUAACUGAAGCUGCGAAUAAUAAGGCACGUGUCGCGCUCGUCGUAAACGCAUACGUUAAUGAGAUUCUGUGACGGCGCAUAUGUGCGUGCAUGUGCAUGUAUGUGUGUGUAUAUGUGUGUUUGUGUGGGUCUCAAUCGCGGCAGCUUUUUCGUGUAAAAACCGCAGGUCGAGCAGCACUUGGCCGCACGCGACGCGUUAACACGAAAUAUCGCACUGUGCAACUCGCGCGCUGUAGUUAAUACUCCCUGGCUGUGCCCGAGCCGGUGGUGUUAAAGUACGUGUUCGCGGUCGGUUGGACUCAUUGUGGGCGCCAGCGAUCGUCAACCAUGAAGUCGCAAACCGGAGCGAGGGUUUCUACAGGAUUACAAACUCGAUCGAAUUCUCCUCGUGCCGAUACCUGUUGCCAAUAAUCGCGCCGAUUGACUUUCUCACUUAACAGAGAACUUCUCGAAGGAUGAUCCCAUAUCUAACUAGGAAUCAGCCGAUUCGAUGCAAAAGAACGCUGGUUCCCCUUAAACGCGAGAUUCCCCCGUUUCCCGAGAGAGCUACGAGAACAAGUUCCGGUUCGUCCCCGAGGCGGGAUACGCACGUGACAGGAGAAAUAAAGAAAGAAUCCCCCUUUACCCUGCAAUAGAGUCGCACUGGUUAGUCGUGUGUGCGGGAUCGUCGUCGUGUGGUGCGCGGCGCGGCUCGGCGGGCCGCGCAAAGGCCGCCCAAUUAAUUAAGAUAGCUCCUAGACACACACGCUAGAUCGAUAGGGACCGGCCGCGAUAAAGACUGGCGAGGGUCUCAGACUUCAGGGAUGUUGCAGUGCUGUGGUGUUGGAGGUGGCGCUUCCACGGCACCUCAGGCUCCGCAGCUGCACGGUACCGGAUCCGCUGUCGGGGCUACCACCUCCACGAGAACCACCAUCAUGCAGGACGCAGUUCUCGAAUCCAUCCUGGAGCAAAUGCGGGAGACGGAAGCCCAGCGAGCGGAGCUGGAAAGGCAGCAUGCGGACGCACAGAACCAGUUGCGGGAGAAGAUAGCAGGACGCUAUCAAGGUCCCGAAUCGGUCGAAGCGUUGCAGUCGAAGAUCCGGGAGCUCGAGAAGAAGACCGAGCUGCAGAUGGUCAAGCACGAGGAGCUGUCGUUGGAACUGACCAGCUUAAGACGUGCACGUAGCAGAGGACCGGGGCACGUAGUAGGGCUCGUCACGUCCGCGAACGUCCCGACGUCUACUUGGCCGCCGGCCGGCUCCGAAAUUGAUAGAAUCAUUGCAAAGAUCGAACAGGACAAUAGUGCCGGCAGAAUAUUGCACGAAUUGGACCACUCGCGCGGCACGAUAACCACACAACAACCCUCGGCUACGCAAGGCAUCCUUAGGUCCAGCUCAGAAAAUCUUCCCAAUCUCGGUCAGCAUCAGCAUCCACCUCAUCCACACGCUCUCAACCUGGGAAUGCCUACUCAAAUGGGCCACUACGCAGGUUCACCAAUGCCAUUAACGCCGAUGAUGCCUGGUUGUCCUCCAUUGACCCCGAAUGGACCACCAUAUCACUACAGCGAACCGAUUCCGCCAGCACCGUCACUCUCUAGUAGUCAGUCGCAGCCCGCUUUCCAACAGAAAAUUCAACAGUACCAGCAGCAACAACAGUCGCAGCAUGAGAUAUCGAGUUCCCAUUCUCAAAGCGUUCUACCAUCCCAACAAAAACAAACGCACACUUCACACUUUACAAGCAAUCAAUAUCAGGAGAGCUAUCCACACACGCAAACGUAUCAGCAACCGCUUCAGCAACAGCAACAACCGCAGCAGCAACAACCGCAACAGCAGCAACAGCAUCCGGCCUCGACCACGUACCUGACAUCGGCCAGCCAGAGCGUAAUACCUCACUAUACACAGCCUGCCCAGACUGCCCAGAAUUAUCAGUUGAAUGGGAGUCAACAGGCAACUACAUAUCCUAGUUUGUCCAUGGCCUCACAUCCAAACGGAACAUACAGCACGGGCGCGACCACUUACAACACCCAGUUGGCGCAUCAUAACUACACCGGGCCACAAACAAACAUCCCGCAGACAACGCUGUCCUCGCUGCCGCUGUAUUCUACCACUUUUCAUUCCACCCUCGGGGGACUCACGAGCGUACCCCAGUCCGUUCUUCCUUACUCCACCGGUCAGAGCACUUUUGCUACCAGUGGAUCGACAUACUCCACUACCGUCGGGACCAACGCUUUCGGGACGUCGGGCGUAAGCUCAGGUACUAGUUCGGGAGGCCUGUUACAAGCAAUAGGCGAUCCUCUACAAGCGAUGCAGCAACUCUCCGCCCAGUCGCAGGCAAAUCAGCUUCAGCAGCAGGCUAUUAUCCAGCAGAUUCAGCAGAGCUUGCGUGCCAGUUCGCCGACCGCACCCGGUACCGUGACCGGCCAUCAUUUUCUCGGCCCUAGGCAAAUGCCGAAGAUCCCCACAAGUAUACUAACGAAUCCUCUGGACCGGCUGACCAACACCGAGGACAUUAUAUCCGAGGGUCAAGUGGACAUGCUGGACGUGCCUGGCAAGGGCAGAUGUUACGUUUACAUAGCUCGUUUCAGCUAUGAGCCGUUCCAACACUCGCCGAACGCGAAUCCGGAAGCAGAACUACCGGUCCAAGGUGGCGAUUACCUCUUGGUCUGGGGCCAACCCGACGAGGACGGCUUUCUGGACGCGGAGACGCUCGAUGGUAGACGCGGUCUAGUGCCAGCUAACUUCGUGCAGAAGUUGGUAGGCGACGAUCUGCUAGAAUUCCAUCAAGCCGUUCUCGGCCUCAGGGACGUAGACGAUUCCGUCUCGACGAAUAUUCCUCAAUGCUAUCUACAAGAUAUUGAUUUAGAAUUAGCCGCAUUAGAAGAAGGAAAUCGGAAUCGUCAAGCAGAACUAACCGCAUACGCGGAACUUGACAAUAUCGCGGAGGAAGAUGAGCAGGAACCGCCAGAAGUCUACAUGUUUUCGGACCUAGUUCCGGCGCCGCAGCACCUCACACUUGAGCGGCAACUCAACAAGAGCGUGCUGAUCGGAUGGACUGCGCCUGACAACACGCACCAACUCGAAUCUUAUCACGUCUACGUGGACGGCGUGCUAAAGGUCACAGUGAAAGCUACCGAGAGGACUAGGGCUUUAGUGGAAGGAGUUGAUUCUACACGGCCGCACAGGAUAAGCGUGCGUUCGGUUACGCAUUCGAGAAGGACGUCACGCGAUGCCGCUUGCACGAUGGUGAUCGGCAAAGACAUCGCGUUAGGUCCGACUGCCGUCAAAGCAUCGAACGUAACGGCGACUAGUGCUGUGAUAUCCUGGCUACCCAGUAACAGUAACCAUCAGCAUGUUGUCUGUGUGAACAACGUGGAAGUGAGAACUGUAAAGCCGGGCGUCUACAGACAUACCAUUACUGGCCUGGCUCCGUCGACGAUAUACAGGGUGACCGUCAAGGCGAAGAAUCUGCGGGCGACACAUUUUGAGGACCAAAAUACUCAAGCGGCAAACAACCUAGCCUGUCAUGUCCACUUUAAAACGUUGCCCAAAGGAUUGCCGGAUCCUCCGGUCGAUAUCCAGGUGGAGGCUGGACCGCAGGACGGCACUUUGCUAGUGACCUGGCAGCCUGUUGCCCUAAACGGUUCGGCCGUCACCGGUUACGCGGUGUAUGCCGAUGGUAAGAAGGUCACCGACGUUGACAGCCCUACCGGCGAUCACGCGCUCGUUGAUAUACACAAGCUCAUGGGUCUCAACCCGAAGCAUAUCACCGUUAGGACUAAGAGCAGGGAGAGUCAAUCGGGCGAUAGUUGCGCAACAGCGAUACCCUGCAGCGUGCUUAGAGGUGGUGCUGCUGCCGCUGUCCCUCACAUGCCGCCAUCCCAUGGACUCCCACACAUGGUAGAUCAACGGCAACCGCCACAGUCCACUAUGGGUCCUCAGCAGGACGAUCCCAAUCGCCAUCGUAUGGUCGGCGGCGUGAGUCAACGAUAUCCGCCGAAUGCGCCCGUGCCCUCGCACAUGCGACGACAUGUGAGCAACAGGGUAGACGCCCACGGUCAAGUUAUCAUCGAGACAGACGAGAAUCUCUCUGACAAGGAGAUUUAUCCCGGACAGAGCAUUCCUCAGAUGGGAAUUCCGGAAAUCACAAAAGAUUCUGCAAGUGAAGCAAAUUAUAGCGAGGAGGACGAUCCUACGCGUAGAUCGCGGGGAAUGCCACCACAGCAUCACGGCCCGCAACAUCGAUAUGGCGCGCAAAUGGAUCCUCAGGGCCCGCCUGGAGCACAUAGGUCUCCUAGCAUGAGCGGUCCCAGCAGUAGACCGCAAGACCCUUAUUAUGACCAAACGGGAGCAUCUCAAAGAGGAAGAGGGCCAGUUUAUGGACGCGGUGGACGAGUACCGCAGGCUCAAGGUGGAGCAAGUCAUCCCCCGAAUGUAGCUCAACAAAUGAACAAGAGGCAACGGUGGUUCGUGGCAUUGUUCGACUAUGAUCCUACGACUAUGUCACCGAAUCCAGAUGCAUGCGAGGAAGAAUUACCAUUUUCCGAAGGCGAUACCAUUAAGGUAUACGGCGAAAAAGAUGCUGACGGUUUUUACUGGGGCGAGUGUCGCGGUAGGCGAGGAUAUGUUCCUUAUAACAUGGUAGAAGAGCUUAAAGAUCCACCGGGUCAAGGACAGCCUGGUAGAAGAGGACCCGCACAAAAUGAGAGAUGGGGGGACAUUUAUGCGAGCAUGCCCGUGAAGAAGAUGAUAGCCCUCUAUGAUUAUGACCCUCAUGAAUUAUCCCCUAAUGUUGAUGCUCAAGUCGAACUAACGUUCCAAACUGGAAACGAGAUAUACGUCUACGGUGACAUGGAUGAUGACGGAUUUUACAUGGGCGAGUUGAACGGCGUGCGUGGUUUAGUGCCGAGUAAUUUCCUCACUGAAGCACCCGGACAGAAUCAGGGACAACCGCCGCAGGGUAGCAGGCGACCCGGCGGCCAAAGCCAAGGGCCGGGUGCAAGGGGGCCACCGCCACCUCCUCGGGAACCACCCCCGGCCGGUCAUCGACGUGGCAAAGAUGCCUGCAUUGUGCCUGUGUCUGUCCCUGUCUGUCACUUAGACUCUAGACAACUACAACAACAACCACCACCAUCACUAAUGAACAACCAACAACAUCAACUACAACAUCAAAACAAUCCACCGCAUCUAGCCUAUCAACAAGCGAAUCACCACAGCUACACGACCGUAACCACGUCCAAUCAGCAUGGGCCCAGUCACUUGCCACCCGGCGGCGGUGUCAUGGGUGCCCAUCAGCAAGGUCCCGUACCGCCCCACCUUCAGCAACAGGGGAAGGGGAGGGGCGGCGUGGUCAAUCGGAUCGCUGGUAGUAAUAUGCCGGGUAUGCAGGGUCCGGGCCAGCAACAGGACUAUCAAAGCCAGCAGCAAAUGAAUCAGCCGUACCAGCAACAGCCGAAUCAACCAUACCAGCAACAGCAGCCGAAUCAAGGAUACCCGCAGCAAUCGACACAACAGUUCCAACAAUCGCAACCGCAGCAGCAAAUGGGCCAACCGUUCUCGCAGCAGAAUCAACCAGGUGGCCUUGGGAUGCAAAUCGGCGGUCCUCAAAGUACCAGCAAGCCCAUGAGAGGGAUACCGGCGGUACUGCCGACGGCUCAGUCCAAGACACAACCUAACACGAUGCAGCAGCAGCAGCAACAGCAGCAGCCGCAGCAACAAAGCACCGGGCCGAACCUGAUGCAGAAGUUUACUGAGAUGGCGGGUGCGAGUGCAGGCGGCGACAUUCUCUCUAAGGGGAAAGAGCUCAUUUUUAUGAAGUUUGGAUUGGGCAAGUGAGGAGGAGCGAUCGCUGAUAACGUGACGGUGACGACGAUAACAACGACAAUGACGAUAAUGUAUUGUCGUUUCCGUUUCGUUCUUCUUCUCGCAUCUGACGUCCGCGUGCGCGCAAAGUCAAUCUUCUCAAUCACGAGCUGUGUAAAUCAGUAUUACGACGAAUGUCGUUCGACAGCGGAAGAUAUGCAACGAGGACGCAAUCUUGCCGAACGUUGUUGCUAAGGACAAAAAGAAUAAGACGGAUAAGAGUGCGUCAUUGCUGCUGCUGCUGUUGCUGCUAUUGUUGCUACUUGCUAUUAAUAAUCGUUAAUUACUGCAAAGUAAAAAAGAAUCGUCGCUGGGCAAAUUUAAAUCGAAAACGAGUCUCGCAAUAGAGGAAGGAAGAAAGGAAGAAAGAAAUCUUUGGUAGAGCCUCUGAAUGGGACGAUCCGUGUAGCUCUUUUGAUAUAGUGGCGAUCGAGUGUCGAGGAUGAAAUCGACUGGCGAACGAACGAGCGAGCGUGCAAACGAGCACUCGAAUGCUGAAAGGAACGCAGGUGCGCCAAAACAAUCCUCCAAUUUUCCGGACGUUUCUUUCGGUUUUCGUAGAUACCUUUAGGCGUAAAGCACAGGAUUGAUUUUCACCUACUAGGUGUCGAAUAGAAUAAAAUGUAACGCCCGCCCUCCGCGCAUUCACGUAUACACAUACAUACACAACACACACACACGCACACACAUACACACCAGGUCGACUCGUCGACACAGCAAGUGUCCGUUUGAGAGUUAUUCUCUAAGGCCCUAUACAAUUAAUCUUUGGUUUGUUGUGACAGAUAAAUUUGAGUUAAAUUCAGCGAUUGUAAUUGAUACAAUUUUACUUUUGGAAUGUGAUUUAUUUUAGGAGUUUGUCGAGAUUAAAAUUGGAAACAAAAUCUUAAACGGACACCGGCAUUCCAGCGAGAUCGACUUUCGUUCCGCUGGGAAAGCUUCACUGACGCGUGAUGAGAGUGCUGUAACGAAUCAAAGUGACUGAUGGAGGCGCGGUAUAAGGAGGAGGCUACGAGGCUAUCCGGACAAUGUUAAUUAGUCGCUAAUUAUUGUCAUUCUUUCUCUCGUGUCGACAUCGUGUUAAGGACGUAUGAGGCGGGAGCAGGAGGUAGCGCAAAUCGAUAUAUAACACGUUUCAAUAUAAACGAAAAAAAAAGAGAAAAUAAUAAUAAAAAAGAAAUAUAUUGCGUCAUCUCUUAAGCAUGCCAAGAGAGAGAGGUACGCCAGCUACGUUUGUCAUUCAGUAAUUUGCGCUUUGUUUUUUCUAUGAAUCGGUGCGUGACGAUCUUACUCCUUGUUAGAUCGAGGUGAAGUAAGAGAAACAGGAGGAAGAAAAAGAAGGGGAGAUCUAUGAGAGCCCACAAAAACACACACACAAUGUUAUUAUAAACGAUUAAUUAAUAAAAAACGAAUCUUGUUUGUUGUUA
Molecule: messenger RNA, 7484 nt
Organism: Monomorium pharaonis (pharaoh ant)
Lineage: Eukaryota; Metazoa; Arthropoda; Insecta; Hymenoptera; Formicidae
Gene: Rbp
Product: RIMS-binding protein 2
Exons: 18
Coding region: 1027-6033 (1668 amino acids)
Biological process (GO): neuromuscular synaptic transmission
Molecular function (GO): protein binding
Source: RefSeq, a predicted model, not a curated record